AUGAAGCGUGCCUAUUUAGUUCCUCUCUUUGGUCUAGUGAAGGUGGUCGCUGCGAUUCUAUAUCCAGUUCAUUCGGGGAUAGAGGAAGAUAUCCCCGAAAAUACGUUCAUGUCAAAUGAACGUACUACUCUUGAUGAUUGUCACUUACGGUACUAUGCAUUUGGAGGCAGGGGUAUAGUAGGACCGGCCUUUGCUAAACCAGCUUUUCUAACCGAAUUUGCGCAUAUUGGCGCAAUCGGAUGGACACAACUGGACGGUACGAUCGUGUGGGGCUGCGGUGGAUCAUUGAUAUGGAACAACUUCGUUAUUACGGCCGCUCACUGCACGGCUAAUGAUGAAAAUAUUCCUCCCGACGUAGUCCGUUUCGGUGAUCUUAACAUACAUAGUGCUGAUGAUGAUACGUACGCACAACAGCUGACUAUUAUGAACAUAUUUCGGCAUCCAAAGUACCAGUUUAGUGCCAGAUACUACGAUAUUGCACUGCUACAACUGGAGCACAAUAUCACUGUCCAUGAGACAGUCGCUCCGGCCUGUCUCUGGUUAGAUCAAGAAGUACGAUUUAAAGAGCUCGAGUCGGCUGGUUGGGGGCAGACAGGAUUUGGAGAAUCACAAACGCCAAUUUUGUUGAAAGUUACUUUGAAGCCGAUCAGUAAUGAAAACUGCUCCGAACACUACACACCGACAACCAUACGAGGUUUGCGAAACGGACUUGAUCUGCAUCAUAUUUGUGCCGGCGAUGAAAAGAUGGAUACCUGUCUGGGUGAUUCUGGAGGUCCUCUACACAUACGACUGCAGCACAAUUUCAAAGUAACGCCAUUUCUAGUUGGGCUGACCUCAUUUGGUCGACCUUGUGGACAAUCUCACCCUGGAGUGUAUACCCGAAUAGCACCAUUUCGUGCCUGGAUUUUGGAAACACUUCAAAUGAACGGCGCCCCGGAAGUGACAGAAAGCCAGUUCGAACCAGCAGAGUGUGCGUUACGGCAUGUUGCCAUUCGACAGCUGGCAAUAUCGAACGUAGUGGCAAACGAGACCGGUGUAUUCGAGUCUUUCGAUACACAGCGAUCGUACUUCACCGCGGAGUUUGUUGAUGAGAUUGUAGAACUAAAAUGGCCCGAUUCAAUCGUGCCACCAGAAAACAUUUGUAUGGGUUCCAUCAUCGAUCACGACACAGUUAUAAUAUUGGCCGAUUGCGCAUCGCACGAAGGCCUAAAACCAUCAGAUGUGCUUCAUCAACGAAGGACUGGCAGAUACUUUGACAUAAUCGAAGAGAAACAAUAUACUGUUACAGAGGUGCAUGUGCAUCCUAAUUAUACCAAAGGUUCCUUUUAUAACAACAUCGCGGUGUUAAAGAUCAAUGAUUCGUUUAACGUUUUACCGGCUUGCAUUUGGAAUGCUGCGAAACUACCAAACCCAGAAAUGGAAAUAUCAACCGUUGGUCGGGUUGAUUUGAAUGUGUAUCAGUAUAAAGAUAGAACCAUACAUAAUUCCAGCAACAUGCGAAUAACUCCCCGGGUCUACGCAUAUGACAAUAAUAACUGUUCGUUCCCAUCGCAAUACCUUGCGAAAUUGGAUCAAGGCCUACUGCUUCAACAUAUGUGCUUCGGUAACGACCCGUUUGUAGUACCUCAGGUGUGUGAACUCACCAGUGGAGGUCCUCUUCAGCGAACGUUAGUUCGUCUGCAACGUUUCUUCAAACAUGUGUAUGGAAUCAGCCUUUUUGGGCGAGAUUGUGGUUUCGGUGAACCGGGUGCAGCUGUUCGAUUGUAUGCCCAUAUGGAUUGGUUGGAGUCAGUACUGUUGCCAAACAGGUCGUUUGUAAAUAAACCCCAAACAAACGAUGCUGUUCUAUUCAUCAACUCUGAUCUGGAGCUGUUUGACAGAUGCGAUUAUUAUGAUGGUUCAGUAGGACUUUGCAUCCCUGUGGACCAUUGCAGAGGAGUGCGGAACCGCCUAGAACGAAAGGAAGGGUUGAUAUUCUGUACGAAUAGUACAGUUGUGUGCUGUUUGCCACAAGACGUGUUGGAUGAUGAACAGCUCUUGCACGAUGAGGAUCAGCAGGUUGAGGAUUGUGAAAAUCGGUAUGAACCAUUCCGCCGAAGGAACUUUAUUGGAGCUGCAGAGCUACCUGAUGUGAAGGCGCACAUUGUAGAGGUGCUUCGGAUGGAUGAAAGCAGCAGUGAAACGGACACUUUAUGUCUAGGAUAUCUGAUUACAACAAGCACAGCAAUUACAAGUGCUGCGUGUACUCAGCUUGUAAAUCAUGAACCCAAUUUUCUAAGGCUGGGAUCUAUCAGAAGUCGAUAUGAUGAUCCCUCCAUUAUGGCGCCAAUAAAAAGCAUCGUUACACAUUCUCAGUACGAUUCUGUGAAGAGAGCAAACAAUAUCGCACUAUUGAAACUGAUCAAGCCCAUACAACCUACAGCAGCUGUGUUUCCUGGAUGCUUGUGGAGAAAUGAGACCCACACUCCGUUGAUUUCGACAAUACACUCCAUUGUUAAAUCACAGCUAAACCUAGAACUCGUGCAUCCCAUGUAUGGUUCUCACUGUGAGCGGGUUUUGAAGGUUCAGUUGCAAAGUGGGGAAUAUUGCACCAUUGCUACUGAAUCAAUGUCAUCUGCCUGUCCCAACUCUGGAGACCCUAUUGUGUGGCGCGGAAAAGGAAGUAAUGGAGCACCGGUCGAGUAUCUCGUAGGAAUCUUCAGUAACACUAACUGUGGAACUGAUGAGCCUCUCUUCAAUACCCGUAUCUCGAUGUACGUUCCAUGGAUAAUAGACAACUUACGGUAA
This is a messenger RNA of Anopheles marshallii, 2787 nucleotides long. RefSeq lists its product as uncharacterized. The record is from RefSeq and is a predicted model, not a curated record. Gene Ontology annotation, biological process: proteolysis. NCBI's taxonomy places the organism in Eukaryota, Metazoa, Arthropoda, Insecta, Diptera, Culicidae. The coding region runs from base 1 to 2787 and encodes 928 amino acids. The transcript is spliced from 11 exons. Gene Ontology annotation, molecular function: serine-type endopeptidase activity.